Symbiodinium natans is the source of this 213-nucleotide messenger RNA. The record is from the annotation of a GenBank genome assembly. NCBI's taxonomy places the organism in Eukaryota, Dinophyceae, Suessiales, Symbiodiniaceae.
AUGCCUUCGGCGCAUCGCCUGACCCUGGUCAGGCUCUGGAGGCCUUCUUUCUUGCUCGUCUCGCGUUGCCCCGACGUCUACAUCAUCGGCGCGCCAAAAUCUGGCACCAGUGCUCUGUUCACCUUUCUCGCCAUGCACCCGAAAGUCAAGGACGAGUUUCGAUUUCUUCUUGUCACGAGGCAGGGGAAGUCACUUGCUUUGAAGGCCCCCUGA